UCGGUGUACCUAAUAUUUCUCGGAGACAAAGCAACGUAAGGAAAACGUUUCCUACUAGGAAAGUCUCGUGGAACUGGACAGACGACAUUCUUCCUUCUGGAGGCAAUUUUUCCUCGCGGAGGAUUGAUGUGCCUAUCGACGGGAACUUGUUCCGCGAAACAAACGACACGAAUAUUGCUUCCAUUGAGAAGUAAUAAGAGACUAGACCGAUAAGCGAUCCAACGUUCGAAUCUCGCGCCGCUCGCGCGUCGAUCAGUCUAGCCAAUAUUUAUCAGUCGCUGGUGAAACAGUCGCGUGACUGGUUGUUGUCAAACGUGUUUCGACGUUCGCGAAGUACUCCCGGUUGAUCCAUAGAUCAUCCGACCGCGCCGGUGAUUUCCUUGUUCAGAAAUACCAUCGACCGAGGACUGUACAUCGAACGGGGCAACGUUUCCGCCUAAAGCCAUGUUUGCAAUGGUCGAAAAGCUCUGUGGACGGUGCUCGUAACAGUAAGUUACGCAAUAGCGGCUAGAGGAGUGUCUGCUAAAACGCCCGCAUCGCGGGAAAUUCGAAUCUUGAAAUUCGUUAAAAGGGAAUUCGAGCUAAGAGGAAGAGAAGCUUGUAUUUAAACGUAGAUCGAUAACGAUCCGAGUUAUCAGGCAGGCCCGGAAACCGCAAAGAGAGAAGUAUUUCCUGGAACCAACGUCCAAGUUGAAUGAUCGCAGUUGACAUAGAGAGAAGUAUUUAACUCAAUUUUGGAGAUCAUCGAGAUCCAAAGAAUCACUGCGAAGAUAAAACAAUCGCGAAGUGAUUCUAAAAGGAAAACACCCUAAACUAUAGGACUCACAGACGGACACGAGAGAAAUCUUGAAGCUGGUCCAGAGGGUUCAUCGGGUUGAUUAGGAUCGUCGGCUGAUAACCGUUUCGAAAGCGCAGAGUUUACGAUGUCCGCAGUAGCCAGAAGUCUUCUGACCGCCGCGCGGCUCGCCACGAGAUCGUCGGACCAGUCUGUAAUUCAGAUCGACGCUAUCCGAAGAAUGGCGUCGUCUGACAGCACGCGAUUGGUCGGCGCCGCCGGCGUGGUACCCAAGGACGAGGUGGUCAGGUUCGUUCGGGACUGCUUGUGCAAGGUCGGGACGACCAGCGAGGACGGCCAGGUUGUCGGCCAUCAUCUGAUGACCGCGGACUACUGCGGCCAUUUCAGUCAUGGGCUGAACAGGCUGUGGCUGUACGUGCACGAUCUGGAGAGCAAGAUCACGGACCCUGCUGCUAAGCCAGAGAUCGUCACCGAUUUUCAGGCGAUAGCUCUGGUCAGCGGCAACAAUGGCCUGGGCCACGUGGUAGGCAAGUACUGCAUGGAGCUAGCCAUAGAGAAGGCGAAGAAGUUCGGGAUAGGCAUGGUGUCGGCCAAAUCCUCGAACCACUACGGCAUCUGCGGCUACUACACUAGAAUGGCGAUGGACCAGGGCUUAAUCGGCUUCAGUUGCACCAACACCAGCCCGCUGAUGGCUCCCACGCGCAGCAAAGGCAAAGGUUUAGGCACCAAUCCCCUAUCUUUAGGAAUGACGGCUGCGAACGACGAUCGUUUCCUCUUGGACAUGGCUACCACGACGGUAGCUUUGGGGAAAUUGGAGCUGGCAGUGACGAAGAAGGAGCCCAUCCCCGUUGGAUGGGCUCUGGGCAGCGAUGGGAAGGUCACCACUGACUCCGAAGACGCGUGCAAGACUGGAAUACUGAUGCCUCUGGGCGGAGAGGAGAACACUUCGGGGUAUAAAGGCUACGGUCUAGGUCUGAUGGUCGAGAUCCUCUGCGGGAUCCUCUCCGGCAGUCACUUUGGACCUAAUAUCAGACAAUGGAAGGGGAAAGAGAGGAUCGCCGAUCUUGGACACUGUUUCAUGGCGAUCAAUCCGGAAGCUUUCGGACCCGGAUCGAAAGACAGGCUGGCUACUCUGUUGAAACAGCUGAGGGAACUGCCACGAGCUGGAGACAAGCCUAUCUUAGUUGCUGGGGACCCGGAGAAGGUCACCAUGGAACGCGUGGAUCAGUCUGGGGGAAUCGCUUAUCAUCCUAAUCAGAUCAAGGAUGCCGAGGAGUUCGCGAAGCGUCUGGGCGUUCAGCCUAUGAAGACUGUUUCCGCAAAGGGUCAAUAGGGCGCGGGGUACAAAGGGCACAAGUGGUUUUUAGGAAGAAAUUUUUUAUUUGGAUUUUCUACUUGUGAGGAUUGAUCGUUUACUGGAAACCAAAGAAUUGGAAUCGUUUUGAAGCUACACGAGGAACUACUAGAAGUAAACGUAACGAGGCGAUAUUGUAGGAUACUCUAACAAAUCUAAUUUUCUUAGGAACGAGCUUGAAUAGCUUGUCGCGUCGUUAGCGGUUUCUUCGCGUUUAACGGCGACACGUUUAAUUGUCAGCUUGAAUUAUGGCGACCAUUAGAGGCUGCUAGAUUUGUCGAGGUUACUGGGAAAUCUUGAGUCCGCGACGUUGCUGUUCGUACUGUGUCGCAUUUCAAAUUGCAUUUCAGGCAUUAUCUGAUUUAUGUAACGAUAUGUACUGUACACGUGUAAUCAGCUUACUUGUUAGUACCGGGAAAUCUGUAACAAGAACAAACUUCACUCGUAUUUCGUACGUCUAUGAUCAAUAUACUCUUUCAUAGCAGUCGAAGCUGUGAGCACUAUCUCGUCGUGUAUUUUAUCAUAAUAGAAACAUUGGGAUUGUUUAUACUUAUACUUUUAUACAAAUUUUUAAUGACUUCUGUGAUACAUAAGAAUUAUCAAGAUUUUAAAGAGUUUUAGCAGGUAUCUGUAAAUAUACGGAAUUAAUUACAGUGGUAAGACUGUAAAAUAUUUUUUAUAUGAAACUUUUUAGAACACACUUUUAGAUUGCAUUUUAUCGGUAGAAAUAGCUGCUGCUUCUAGAAAUUUCGUUCAUCAAAGACGGUGGAUUCCAAUGUUCAAUCGUGAAUCUCAGGAUUAAUUAAUCUCAAGGUUCCAUUUGUAGAAUAAAUGAUCCCAAGUCAAGCGGUACUAAUCUUUAGUAUCUUCGUACUGAUUACAAUCCACAUUAUAAUCUCUAAUCACUGUACUAUUCAUGGUUUGCAUUACGUAAAAGAUUAUAUCCACGGAAUGCACAAUAGAAUUUAUAAAAUAAUCAAUAAUCAAAUACAGCAUUGAAUUAAUUAACUAUUGUCUCUCAUCCUCAAGUAUUCGAAAUAAGCUUCAUUAACACUAGAACUACCGAGCAUUUAAUACGAUUAAUAUGCAAUUCCCAUAAAAAUCGUAACAGUAGAUUAUUUUCAGUUUCUUCAGACGUCCAUUAUAGUACUCCAGUGAAACUAUUUAUUUUCAAAAUCAUUUGGAACAUUCAAUGCUUCGAAGAUAUCAAUAAUCGCUAAACAAAAAAAUUGAAACCAGUCAUUUUGACUGGUAGUUCUAGUGUUAAAAAUCACUGAAAUUGAACGAUCAAGUAGCAACUAUCUAAAUCGCGAUCGAAGUAAACAAAUCAACGAAUCCGUCAUUACCUACGAAUCCGUAAUUGCCUCGAUUCUCAUCAGGAAUCAUAUACUAUCUCUGAUCUAAUUACCAACGACGAUAGCCUCGAUACCAUGGAUCCAACCGCCCGCUAAUAGCACGUUUGCAUUUCGAGCAAUGUUUACAAGAACCGAGACUCCUGCUCGCGUGCCGCUCGUUUCGCUGAUUUAAUGGAAACGAUGAUCACGGUGACAUAACGCUGGAUCGCUGGAUCGCGCGUGUGCGUUGCGGUCUGCAGCGAUCGUCGCUCGAUGAUGACUGGCGCGAACGAUGGCAAAGGCCUUGGACUUGCUCGCCAGAUCCCGAUCGCGGUCAUUAUCGAUCGACGCGGAAGCCUCGGAACUCGAGUUUCAAACCGUCGGAGAUCGAGAGUAACAUGGGAACCGAACACGAUCGAUGGAUCUCCCGAAGAUCCUUAAUCCAUUGCCGUGAACGACCAUUUUGCGGACUGUACUAAUGCAUUUAUUUGUUUAUUCUUCGGUGAUACAUUGAACGAAAAUGACGUAACGAUCUAGAUAACGUGUCGGUUGAUUUUGUGUACGAUUUUUCAUGACCUGAACGAGGUGAAACAAACAAUGAAGAAAAAUUGCGUUUCUGGGCAUGAUUUUGAAACUAACUUUGCGCAGUUUUAUUCACAGAUGUGCUUCUUUGUCGAGAUAUUUUUCAAAUAGAUUAUAUUACGUUAUUUUCGAUAUUAUUAGUAAGAAGAAUCGUUUACACUGUUCUCUGCAAACUAUCUAUGCUUUAAAAUGCAUUUAAAAUGCAAGGGGUUAACCGCUUGGCUACUAUUAAAAUAAAUAAAUAAAUUGAAAAAUUUGGUUUCGGUGUGGCGUCAGUAAACUGUUGACAGUAAUUGCAACAAAGCUGGCUUAGAUCUGACGCAAAUGAAUUCCAAUUCAACAAUUACAUCUUCCGUUAGUCAUAUGUUAUAUAAAUGUCAUUAUUUUAGAUUGAUUUAAUGUAGUUCAAUUCAGUGUUUUGAUGGUUUCGGUACUUUCUUAGAAAUACCUUGACAAACUUCUGCCGUAGUCAAAGGGUUAAAAAGGAAAUCGUUCGGUCCGCCGAUUCUGAUUUGCGGGAUGAUAAUCAUUGUACAGGGGUAACUUUAUCCGUUGGUCACGUGGAUCGAUCGAAAUCGGAGUCUGUGGUUUCCGUCGAUGAUCAACCGUGGAUCUGUCGUUUCUAUUCGCACACCUGGCUAAUUAUUUUGUGGGGAAUCGUAUGGUAAAGAUAGGAAUCUUUAAUUUUCAUUCGAAUAACUAGAGUGAUGGAUAUUAAUGUUUUGUACUCGAGAGGUGACUCUUAGUCACCACUUGAUUUGAUU
This is a messenger RNA of Nomia melanderi (Alkali bee), 4830 nucleotides long. RefSeq names its product putative oxidoreductase YjmC. Gene Ontology annotation, molecular function: oxidoreductase activity. NCBI's taxonomy places the organism in Eukaryota, Metazoa, Arthropoda, Insecta, Hymenoptera, Halictidae. The record is from RefSeq and is a predicted model, not a curated record.